Molecule: messenger RNA, 1593 nt
Organism: Musca vetustissima
Lineage: Eukaryota; Metazoa; Arthropoda; Insecta; Diptera; Muscidae
Gene: Mob2
Product: MOB kinase activator-like 2
Exons: 4
Coding region: 27-1415 (462 amino acids)
Biological process (GO): positive regulation of protein phosphorylation; signal transduction
Cellular component (GO): cytoplasm; nucleus
Molecular function (GO): protein kinase activator activity
Source: RefSeq, a predicted model, not a curated record
CAAUAACAACUACGACGACAACAACCAUGUCGCCCACAACGCAGACACCACCAGCCGCACGUACUUCACUAUUUGAUUCGUGUCAUCGAAAGAUACGCCUAAUUGGCGGUGGUCCAGUUGCAUUUUUGGGCGGUCUAGUUGCAAAAGCUCGUCGCAAAGAACGAGAUGGCGAUCAAAAUUCAACAGAUACCAAAUUAUAUUUGGAGGAGAGUGUUUUAGAACGUAAAUUACCUGAAGCUGAUCUCAAAGCUCUAGUUGAUCUACCAGCUGGCUUAGAUUAUAAUGAAUGGCUAGCAUCGCAUACAUUGGCUCUAUUCGAACAUGUAAAUUUGGUAUAUGGCACUAUUAGUGAAUUUUGUACCACAUCGGGUUGUCCCGAUAUGACGGGACCGGGCAAUAGAACGUACUUAUGGUUUGAUGAGAAAGGCAAAAAGACGCGUGUUGCCGCGCCCCAGUAUAUCGAUUAUGUUAUGACGUUCACCCAGAAAACGGUUAGCGACGAAUCGAUAUUUCCUACCAAAUAUGCCAACGAAUUUCCCAGUUCGUUUGAAUCGAUUGCCCGUAAAAUUUUACGCUUGCAAUUUCAUGUGAUAGCACAUCUCUAUGCGGCCCAUUUCCGAGAAAUUGCGCUGCUGGGAUUGCAUACGCACCUUAAUUUAACAUUUGCCCAUUUGACCGCCCUGCACAGGCGUUUCAAUUUAAUCGACGAAAAGGAGACGGAUGUAUUGCGUGAUCUAGAAGUGGCUUUAAGAUUGACCGAUGACACAACCAGUAGUGCUGGUGGUGGCGAUGGUUCGUCGCAGAGUGAUUCGACGGCCGGCUCAAUGAUGUCGUCAUCGAGCGCAGCAGGUGAUAGUGGGAAGCAGUGUGGGGAAGAUGUCAAUUCAGUGCAACACAAUAAUACAGCAGCGUCGCUGAUAGAUGGCGGUGGCGUGCCGAUUUGCACCCAGCCAGAGGCUGGCACAAAGUCACAACAGUUUGGUGGUGUGGGCGGCGGUGGCGGCCUGAUUGGCGGUAUUUUGGGUGAUUUGAGCAGUGGCGAAUUUGGUGAUACUAUGCAUUAUUGUACUUCGGCAGUUCCUGCUUCCUCCACUAACUGUUCGGUAACAAAUCCCCUGCAGAAUACGACACCUUCCACCUGCAAUUCCAUGAAUGGCACCUGCAGUGCGGCAGAUGGUGGCGGCGGCGGAGGAGUUACAGCAAAUGGUAAUAAUGGCGCGGGCGCUUUUCACCAACACAACAAUAACAACCAUGUAACACAACACCAUCUCCAUCAUCAUCCACAUCAUCAUCAUGCGGUGCACCAUCACCAUCAUCAUCCGAAUCAUUUUGCGCAAAAUACAGGCCUCAUACAGUGCAAUGCUAGUAAUGCUCCUACAGCAACGGCUGCAACUACGUCAACAACAACAGCAUAGCUGCUCUAGAUUAAUCCUCAACAACAACAACAACAAACAACAACCUUUUCCUACUACUGCAACAACAACUAUAAUAAUAUUAAUAACAACAACAACAAAUGUACUAUCCUUACCCUAAGUUUUCUGUUUUGAAAUGAACACAACAACAACAAAAACAAAGUAAAUAAAAUUAAAUUUA